AUGUCUUCCUCCAACAGCGAAGUCCCUUUCCCUCCCACCGCCGGCGGUCCCGCUUCUCUAGGAGAGUCGCCCAGCGGUUCGCCCCGCCGACUUUCGACCUCGCUGCAAGCUGCGGCCACCAUGAACGCCGGUCUCCAGCACGAGCCGUCUAGACGCUCCUCCAGCGGUUCCCUCUCGCGAAGUCGACAAUCCCCCAGCGCCGGCCGAAGACGAUCCACGGUUCUGAUGAACCUGCAACUCAACGAUCCUUCUCUUCCCGGUCCGGGUGAGAUGGUCGCAGACAAUCAACACGCUCAGUCUGGCGGUGCCACAACCGCCAGUCCGCAGCCCAUGGCGACGUCGCCGAUGAUGGUCCCCAGUGGCGAUCCUCACCACAACCGAGCUCCCAGUCUGGGUGAGCUCCACCAGGAGCUCGAGGCUGAGCAGGAAGCUCAGGUCUUACAACUCCAGCAGCUGCAGGCUGCUCAAGGACAAAGCUCCUCUGCCGUCGAAGAUUCUGCCAUUGCAUCAGAGAGAUCUAACCAAGGAACACCAAUUUCGCAACCUAGCAGCAUCUUGCCUCCGUCAGGUUUCACGCCACUGCCUUCUUCUGGCUCCUUCUCGAGAUCACCUGUUAUGCCGCACCCCCGUAGCUCUUUUGAUAUCGCGAGAGCAGACCUCCAGCGCCGGUCCAGAACUCCAAGUCGCGGUGCUUCUCCGAGGUUGCGGUCAACGUCUAUAAGCGGUGAUAGCGGUGAUCAUUGGGUUCUUGGUGGCCGAGACGAGAGCGCCUUUUACCAGGCAGAGACUCAGAUGCUUGUCAGGGAGAACCAAAUGCUGCGUCACCGGAUUCGUGACUUGGUCGCUGCUGCUGGGGAGGAUGACAACACGACUGCUCACGUUACACCCUCAAUCAUCGAGGGCUCCAGCGAGGCUUCAAAGGAGGCAUGA
Molecule: messenger RNA, 930 nt
Organism: Colletotrichum spaethianum
Lineage: Eukaryota; Fungi; Ascomycota; Sordariomycetes; Glomerellales; Glomerellaceae
Exons: 4
Coding region: 1-930 (309 amino acids)
Source: RefSeq, a predicted model, not a curated record